Molecule: messenger RNA, 1624 nt
Organism: Malus domestica (apple)
Lineage: Eukaryota; Viridiplantae; Streptophyta; Magnoliopsida; Rosales; Rosaceae
Product: E3 ubiquitin-protein ligase SIS3-like
Biological process (GO): sugar mediated signaling pathway
Molecular function (GO): ubiquitin-protein transferase activity
Source: RefSeq, a predicted model, not a curated record
AAAAUACAUUUUGCAAAAAGAUUAAAAAAAAUAAAUAUAAAUUAAAAUUAACAAAAAGUAAAAGGCAGUAAACUCACGCCCGUCAUAACGCCGUCAAGUAAUUGGGAAGAAGAGAGAGAGAUUACCAGUCAGCAAAAGUUCACACUUUGUUCUCUCCGGAAUCUCCCUCCUCCCAAUCUCUGCGUACGAAGGAUUGCAAGAAUUUAUCUCUUCAAAUGAGCAUCGUCGGGUCUUGGAAUUCGCUGUCGCCUUCUGCCUAAGGUUCUUCUGCACAGCUCGCCGUCCGCCAUGGCCAUCCGAGGCGUCGAUUUCAAGUGGUACGAUGGGUUCUUCUUGUCGAUGCUCGCGACGAGCGUAGUGAUUGUUGGAAUUAAUUGGAAGCGGUACCAUACUUGUGCGUACCCGUUGCAUAUAUGGAUCGUGGUUGAUUACACUACUGUGUUUGUUUUUCGGAUGUUGAUGUUUGUGGAUAAUGGGCUUGCCUCUGGAAUGGGUUUGGAUUUUGGGUGGCAGCAAAGAUAUGCUCGUUUCUGCGGAAGAGUAGUGGUCCUUUCGAUUCUUUCUCUGCUGCUUUAUCCAUUUCUUUGGACUUGGACAGUGCUUGGUACACUGUGGUUUCACAAAUCGAAGGACUGUUUGCCUGAAAGUGGUCAGAAGUGGGGUUUUCUCAUUUGGUUACUUUUUAGCUACUGUGCACUACUUUGCAUUGCUUGCAUGUCAAUUGGGAAGUGGUUGACACGAAGGGAGGCACACUUACUGCGAGCUCAGCAAGGGAUUCCUGUGUCAGAAUAUGGGGUUUUGGUUGAUAUGAUUCGGGUGCCAGAUUGGGCAUUUGAAGCUGCCGGUCAAGAAACAAGAGGGAUGGGCCAAGAUGCUGCUGCAUUCCAACCUGGACUUUACUUGACUCAAGCACAGAGAGAAGCAGUUGAAGCACUCAUUCAGGAGCUUCCCAAGUUCAGACUGAAGGCUGUUCCAACUGAUUGCAGUGAAUGUCCGAUCUGCUUGGAAGAGUUUCAUGUAGGCAACGAGGUUCGCGGCCUGCCUUGCGCUCACAAUUUCCAUGUAGAAUGCAUCGAUGAGUGGCUUCGACUGAAUGUGAAAUGUCCCAGAUGCCGUUGCUCAGUCUUCCCAAAUCUCGACCUCAGUGCUAUAUCCAAUCUCCGUCCUGACUCUGAGCGUUCAUCUCUCAGUGUGUUGACAACCAACCGGUAUGUGAGAACCCAACCUGAUAGUCAGAGGCAUUUGUUGAGGUUGCAGGGAGCAUUCUGCCCAGUCCGUACAGAAAAUGCAGGUGCAGGCAAUGAGGCAGACGCUGCUUUGGAAACUGCUGAGGAAGGGGGUAUUGCUCAUUCAUCUACUCGAGAUCUUUCAAGCCCGAGGGCGGGACCUUCCAUUGAACAUAUCAUCGUGGUCGAGUCCGCCUCCCGGCAACAACAAUAGACUCUUUUCCUGGUUUACAUUACCCAAAAUCUAACUCAAUUUUCUAACCCACAUGCUGAGGGAAGGUUGCUUACUAGAAGUCUAAAGCUUUUUGCCAUGGUUUCUGCUUGUAACGAUGGAUAUACAUAUUCAUGGAUAUGAGAACUGGGUGUGAUCGGUUAACCAAUGCAGAUCCGAUUGUCUC